Orussus abietinus is the source of this 891-nucleotide messenger RNA. RefSeq names its product serine protease inhibitor dipetalogastin. The transcript has 2 exons. The record is from RefSeq and is a predicted model, not a curated record. Bases 408 to 719 code for a protein of 103 amino acids. Gene Ontology annotation, molecular function: protein binding. NCBI's taxonomy places the organism in Eukaryota, Metazoa, Arthropoda, Insecta, Hymenoptera, Orussidae.
ACGCCUUCGAGUCCGAGUUACAAUAAAUAAUUUCAACGUUCUCGCAAUCGCCUUCAUCUUCUUCGAGGACGAGCGUCGAAUGUACGCCUCCGAAAUCGGAGAUUUCGUCCGCUCGCAGCCGGUUCCUCCAGUGGUCGCGUUUACGUUUCAUCGCCUCUCGUAACUCCCGUUCGUUCCCCGUUAUCCCCGUUGUUCUCGAGCCGAUCGAAUCGACACCGGUCACGGGCCAUUCCGAUUUGUCCGAUCCGAUUAGCUCCUCCCGGGGUCGCGGUUAUCGCGGCCCGAUAAUUGGCAAUCGAUCGACGACGCCGCCGAAUAAAACCCGGGAGCGGUAGCGAGGAGUCGUCUCUUCGGGGUCGUCAGUGGGUCGCUCGUGUCAGGUCGAAAGUCUCCAUCGAGCUGGAAGGAUGAAGGUACUGCUGACGAUCGGUUUGGUCCUGGCCUGCGGGUUCCUGGUCCUGGGCCGGGUGUACCACCGGUGCGACUGUCUCCCCACCUCCAGACCCGUCUGCGGGAGCAACGGGGUCACUUACCCAAACCUCUGCGAACUCCUGUGCCACCAAGACGACGAUGCUGACUUCGGCCGAGUUCACAUCCUCAACUUUGGGUCAUGCGGGGAGGCCCGUAGUUGGAAAGUUUCGGGUGGGUUGAAACUCGGACACGGUCACCAUCACGGGGCCAGGAGAGAGCAGCAACAGGAGCAGGAGGAGGAGGACUAGAUCGAUCGACGUUUCCGAGAGCAAGGGAUGCCGCCAAGGCAUCCAAGGGAUUUCCUUUUCUUCUUCCUCCUCUUCUUCGAAAAGCGCACCCUUGGGAAAUCUUUAUCAUCGAGAACGUCUCGAAUCGAUGUAGAGUAUCGUGAGAAAUAAAUUGGGUAUUAUCGCGCGGCGA